CGACAUCAAGUUCAAGUAGGGGGACAGGCCGCCAAGGGGGUCAUAUUUUUCGCCUUUUUCCUCGUGUUUAAGGUCACCCUCGCCCCUGACCUGACCUGACCUGAUGUAGCAGUGUUCGAAGGUCAAGAGAUGCCUUUCCCGGCCCGGCGAGGAAGAGGGAGCAGGAGAUAUGGAGGUAACGUUGGUCCGAGUCACCUUGCAGGGCCAGGCGGUAGGGGGGGUAUGGAUCGCAGUUGCCCCCCAGACCCCCCCAGGAGAGUGCCCCACUACGAGGAAGACCCACACUGGGUGAGCCGGCCCCCAGAAGGCAGCAACAACACCAGCGGAGGCCCCCCCUUCCACCCCUCCACCCCCUACCCCUACCAGCGCCCCCCAGAGAACCCACCACCCCCUAACCCCCGGGGCAGCUGGGGGCCUGGGCGGAAGGGUCGGGGGCGAGGCGACGGAGGGGAGCGAGGGGGGCGGGGCGUGAGGAGACCCGACCCCCCCUUGGUAUGGUCGGGAAUACCCCACCUGGACCAUUCCUUUGUGAUACAGAAGGAUGGCGGGGCGGGACGGCCGGGGCAGGGAGGUCCCGGGGGCGGUAACCCUCCCCCGGCACCACAUGGACCCCGGAACAACCACCCAGGGCAAGACUACAUACCCAACCCAGCACCGGGGCCACAGAACAUGCCCCACAAUGCCCCGGGAGGGAACACGACGCAAGGGAGACCUGCCCCGAACGCCCCGAACCAACAUGGGGUGAUAGGGACGCAGAACGGGGCAGGAGAACGCACAUCGGGGCAGAGAUCGGGGUGGUGCGGACCGGGGCAAGGAGGCGUUACCCCACAGCCCCAAAUGACAAAUCAGAGAAACGGGGCGAGGGAGGGCACCACGGGGCAAGGCGGGGGGCAGACCGUGGCGCAGAGUGGGGCCGGGGCACAGACGACCGCCCCAAAGGAGAACCAAAACCUCGAACUUGAGACAAAACGGUAUUACGAUGAGCUUUUGGGGAAGGACGGGAAGAGAAACACACCUUCCGAGGAUACCCAACUGACCUCCGCGGCCCAGGUGGCUCAGAUCAAGGUGGAGUGCCUGGCGGUGGAGGAGGAGAGGCGGAGGGAGGAGGAGAGGAAGAGGGAGGAGGUGGAGAGGGAGCGGAGGAGGAGGGAGGAGGAGGAGAACGCUUGGAGUCAUCUUCAGCGACUGUGGGAGUUUGCACAUCAAAACCCGUAUGACUUUGAUGGGUGGACGAGCCUGCUGGGACAUGUGGAGGUGGUGAACAACAUGGAGGCGGCGCGAUCUGCCUUUGAUGGGUUCCUGCCUCUCUACCCUUACUGCUUUGCCUACUGGAAGAAGCUCGCGGACAUGGAGACCGCUCACGGGGAGGACCAGAGAGCGCUGGGCACCCUGCUGAUCGGCACGGAGGUCAUCCCAUACUGUUCGGAGUUGUGGCUUCCGCUGUUCACCGCCUUCACUGCCUACGCCAAGCUGCAUGCCUUGCCCCAGCGCUGCGUCAGGGAGAUGUACCGGGAGGCGCUGGGUCGAGCCGGGUCAGCUUGGCACAGCUCGGCACUCUGGGAUGCCUGCUUGACCUUCGAACAGGAUCGCGGCGACCUGGUGCGAACGAUGGCCCUCUACCGUCGUCUAAUAUCCAUGCCUCUACGCCUCUACAACAAGCAUUGGGACCACUUCCUUGCCCUCGUCCGCGACCAUCACCCCAGCAGCUUCCUGACCCCUAAGGAAUACCAAGCGUUGCGGAAACAGGCUUGUGAGGAGUUGAAAAUUAGAUACACUCCCUUAUCGUCUGUGCCUGCGUCGUCCGCCCCUGCGUCGUCGUCUGCUCCGAGGGCGGUCGUGAAGACACCCCAGCCCGAGGACCGGUUAACAUCCCACAUCAAGGAGAAGAUCGUUGCCGCACACAUCAACACCCACGAGGCCACGGAGAAGGAGGUGGAGAAGAGGUGGAAGUUCGAGGAGAAGAUCAAGCGACCAUACUUUCACGUCAAGCCCCUGGACCGCAAACGCUUGAAGAACUGGCGUGAAUACCUGGACUUUGAACUAUCCGAGGGCGACCCCAUGCGAAUCAUCACCCUGUUCGAGCGCUGCCUGGUGGCCUGCGCACUCUACGAGGAUCUGUGGUGCAAGUACGCGGCGUUUAUGGAGAAACAUACGCAGGAAGUGAUGGAUGGGAAAUAUGCGUGGUAUAAGGAGGAGGAGGUGGAAGAGGAGGAGGAGGAGGAGGUGUGCAUGGAGACUGAGGAAGGAAGGAAGGGAGGGGAGGGUAAGGAGAAGGAGGAGGAGGAGGUGAAGAGGAAGGAGGAGGAGGAGAAGGAGGAGGAGGAGGAGGUGAAGAGGAAGAAGAAGGAGGAGGAGGAGGUGGUAAAGAGGAAGAAGAAGGAGGAGGAGAAGGAAAAGGAGAAGAGGAAAGAGGAGGAGGAGGAAGAAGAGGAAGUUAAGAGGAAAGAGGAGAAGGAAGAGGAAGAAGAAGGAAAGACAGAAAGGAAAGAGGAAGAAGAGGAGGAAGGGAAAGAAGAGGAGGAGAAUGAGAAGACACAAGAAGAAGAAGAGGAGGAGGAGAAGAAGAGGGUGAAGAUAGAAAGUGAAAGGGACAUAAAGAAAAUUAUGGAAAAUGACGAUGGUGAAGAGAGAGAGAGAGAGGACAGAGCGAGAGAAAGUGAGCGAGAGAGAGAGAGAGAGCGAGGGAGUUACAACAAGAACCAAAACAGACAAAAAGAUGAUGAAAGUUGGACAGAGGAGAGUGUUGAUGAAGAUAGGAAGAAGGGAGGAGGAGGAGGAGGAGGAGGAGGAGGAGGUGAUAAAUUGAUGGAGGUAGAGGAAGAAGAAGAAGAAGGAGGAGGAGGAGAGGAGAAGGAAGGUGAACGAACGGAAGAGGAAGAAGAGGGAGGAGGAGGAGAGAAGAAGGGAAGUGAAGGAAUGGAAGAGGAAGAAGAGAAGAAGGAAGGUGAACGAACAGAAGAGGAAGAAGGAGGAGGAGGAGGAGGAGGAGAGGGAAGUGAGGAAGAGAAGAGAACGAUGGAGAAGGAAGAGGAGGAAGAAGAAGGAGGAGGAGGAGGAGAAGAGAGAAAAACAAAAACAGAAAUGAAUGUAGAAAAGGAAGAAGAGGAGGAGGAGGAGGAGGAGGAGGAAGGGAUGGAGGAGGAGGAGGAAACAAAGAAACAAGAAGAGGAAGAAGAAGGAAAAAAGGAGGAAGAAGAGGAGGAGGAGGCAAAAAAAACAGAGAAGGAAGAAGAAGAAGAAACCACCAUCAUCACCACCAUCACCACCCACCAUCAUCACCAACAGCACACCUUCACCUCCCUCAAGCAUCACCUCACGCACCUGUCGGGCCUUAACGAGCGCGUCCUCAGGUGUCCGCCCCUCACCCGCACCUGGGCCCUCAGAGACAUCACCUGGGAGGAUGUGCGACAGGUGUAUCGAAGGGCUGCUUGGGUACACUGCCCGGGCAAGGCUCACGUUCUUAUGCAGUGGGCGGAGUUUGAGGAGGUUCAAGAUAACCUGGACACAGCGCGGGAACUCCUGACGAGCGUUAUGGAGAAGCACCCUACCUUGAUCAAGCCCAGGAUGCAGCUUAUAGAACUGGAGUGCCGGGCUGCAAGAUUUUCCAGAGUGGAGGACCUUUAUGCCGAGGCCUCCCGCGCGCUGACGGCCCCUCGGCAGCGCGCGUGGCUUGCGAUGCGAUAUGCUAGGUUCCUGUUCAAGACGCUACAGGAGCCGGAACGCGCCCUCGUCGUCCUCCGCAAGGCGCUGAAGAAGGACCGAAGCAACACUCUUCUAUACCACCAUGUGUUUGACAUCUGCUACCAGCGUCAGCCCAUCGACAUCCAGGGGGUGCUUGCGUCUACACAGCUCGCCCUGGCCGCCAAGGACCUAUCGUUAUCUGACAAAUGCUGGUUCGCGUACAAACGACAAGAGUUUCUGAGAGAGCACGGAAGUAUUUUGGAAUUAAAGCAAGCCCAACAUGAACUCUCCUCUCUCCGCCUGGCCGUGGAGAGAGAGAAGGAGGAGGAGGAGGAGAGAGCGAGGAGGAAGGAGAAGGAAGAGGCAGGAGGAGGAGGAGGAGGGGAGGCGAGUGUGAAGGAGGAGGCGAAGGAAGGAGGAGGAGGAGGAGGAGGAGGAGGAGAGGAAGAAGGGAAGAGCACAGAACCAUCAACAACAACAACAACAGCGACAACAACAACAACAACAGCGAGCGAGAUAAAUAACAACAACAACAACAACAGCAGUUUCGCCGACCCCAAUACAGCUGCCGUCUCCGCUGCCGCCGCUGCGUACGCCCAACAACAACAACAACAACAACAACAACAAUUUGCGAUCCCGUAUUUCUCGGCCGAUGGGGCCAUCACCUACAACCCCAUGGCAGGGUAUGGCUAUGGGCACACCGACCCCUCCCAGCCCCUGCCCACUGCCCAGGAGGUGGUGGGGGGCCAGGGGGGGCAGGGGGGGCCACCCACUCCUGCAGGGGGGGCUGGGGGGUACCACAGCGUCCCUCAUACCUGGGACUACGAGGUUCAUGCUGGCUAUGGGUUCGAGAGGCAGCAGGUCGAGGGGGCUCAGUGGGGCGAGAACACCAGGUACAGACAAUACAGUGACCUGCUCACCAACGGGUACCCAGCACACCUUAGGGACAAACAGGUGGAGGAUGUGGAGCCCCCCGUCAAGGUGAACAUUGACCACUUGAGAAGAAGAGGAGGAGGAAGAGGAGGAGGAGGAGGAGGGAUGCCAGACCUUUCCCAACCUCCUCCUCACUUUUCAAGAUGCCCCCCCUUCCCCCCCAUGGGUCCACAGGGGUACAGGAUGGACCCCCCCGACCCCCGGCCCCCUGGGGAGAGGAGCGCCCCCCUACUGGGCAGCUCCCCCCACCAGGGACACAGCAGCGCCCCCUACGGGAAGAGACGCCUUCCGGAUGACUAUGGCCGUGACGGGGUGCCGGGAGGAGGUGACGGGCCCCCCUUCAAGACCAGGCGGGUGGGAGGGGACGGAUCACACCUAUACAUGGCAGAAUUCGAUACAAACUACACCACUUCGCCUGGCCCAUGUCCUCCACCCUCCCACCGCUCCACGCUGCCCCCAUGCCCUCCACAGCACUACAGGGGGCGUGACGGGGGUGCAGGGGGUAGUGGGGGGGGUGACGCACGCCCCCCACACCCGUCAGAGCGAAGGGAGAGAGACGAACGGAGGGAGGAGUUACCGGAGCUUGCGAGGUUUAAGGAAACCGAUCGGUAUUCCCUACGAGACGCCUCCUGCUACCCCUCCCCCCCCGCCCUGCUGCCUGAGGUGCGGGAGGGGGAGGGGGGAUGCGUCAAUGUCCCCGAUUGGCUGGUACGCGACGGGGGGGAGCUGGUGCUGAGUGAGUCCACGAGAGGAGUGUCCAUCAUUAGGUACUGGCCGGCCUUCAUGACGGAGAAAGGGGAGAAGACUAUGUUCAGAAUCCUCCGUCAAGAACUUAAGUGGCUGCAACGUCACCACUUAGCCAGCGGAGGAGCGGGUGGUGGUGGAGGAGGUGGGGGAGGGGGGGCUGGGGGUGAGCAGUGGGCCCCCCUCCCCCGCCUCCUCUCCUGGAUCGGGCCGUGUGACCUGACCUUCGACGGCAUGACCCUGGAGAAGAAUACCCAGUGGUUACCUGAGAUUGUUGACCUCCUGCAUAGGCUUAUCCGAUACACCAGCAACCAGUAUAACAGCUGUCUCCUGAGCCUGUUCCGGGGGGGCUACGACCACAUCCCCUGGGCCGCCGAGGCUCACCCCGCCCUCAGGGAACACCCCUCCAUCGCCACCGUCAGCCUGGGGACGACGCGCACUUUCGAAUUGCAGCGUCGAGAGGGCCGGGGAUAUUUGCGCUUCCCUCUCUACCCUGGGUCACUGCUUUUAAUGGAAGGGGCAACACAGGAGGAUUGGAGACACCAGGUUCCCAAGGUCAGCACCAACCCAGAGGAGCGAAUCCAACUCUCUUUUAGGAAACUCUACAUGAUCGAAGGGCUGACUGUUUGACGCACACACGCACGCACACACACACACACACACACACACACACACACACACAGAGGGAAGGAAGAA
Eriocheir sinensis (Chinese mitten crab) is the source of this 6054-nucleotide messenger RNA. RefSeq lists its product as uncharacterized. Gene Ontology annotation, biological process: mRNA 5'-splice site recognition; RNA processing. The record is from RefSeq and is a predicted model, not a curated record. NCBI's taxonomy places the organism in Eukaryota, Metazoa, Arthropoda, Malacostraca, Decapoda, Varunidae. Gene Ontology annotation, molecular function: protein binding. Gene Ontology annotation, cellular component: U1 snRNP; commitment complex; U2-type prespliceosome.